This is a messenger RNA of Xiphias gladius (swordfish), 2793 nucleotides long. RefSeq names its product receptor-type tyrosine-protein phosphatase epsilon-like. The transcript is spliced from 21 exons. Gene Ontology annotation, molecular function: protein tyrosine phosphatase activity. Bases 423 to 2465 code for a protein of 680 amino acids. Lineage: Eukaryota; Metazoa; Chordata; Actinopteri; Istiophoriformes; Xiphiidae. The record is from RefSeq and is a predicted model, not a curated record. Gene Ontology annotation, biological process: protein dephosphorylation.
CCCGCCGUCGCUGCGUCUCACAACGAGCGUUCCGGGUUUUUUUUUUUUUUUUACCCCCCACGGUUGAACUGGCGGUCGCGUUGCCCCUGUUUACGUCGGAACAAUCUCCAGGUGUCUACAGUCGCAGAUUCGUCACACCCAUGAAAGCUGCGGUAGCUGGAACGUUCUUAUGAUCCUCUGUGCCUUGAUCCCAAUCUGAAGCUCUGACACACCUCAAAACGACCUUAGUCACCGCUACCAACCUCAGUCAUCUCUUCGUCCAGUACUAUUAUCGAUACCUCAGAGAGGAUGUGAAUAGGAGAAGGGCUGAGGGUAGAAAAGCCCUAUAAAUCCAAUCAAGAAAGGAAUUGGGAUCGCAUGGAUGCUGUGGACUGACAGGUCAACUGAUACUAGGUCACACUGGCUUUGCUUGAAAGUUGACAAUGGUGUUGUUCCUGGUUGGGAUCUCUAUUGCCGUGAAUAAUUCAUCCCAUGAGAACCAAACCGCAGAAAACCCCACCCAUCAGGGUGCUCAUGUGCUACCCUCAACACUGGUCAUAUCCCUGCUUCUUGUCAUCGUUGUCCUGCUGACAAUCUACUGUCUGAGGUUCAAAAACCACAGGAAAGCUCUAGUUACUUCAGUGGAUAAAAAGAUUCCAAAUGGCUUCUUGGAGGAACAAGGAGAGCAGACAGUGGUCCUUCUCCCCAGAUCUCCUUCACCAUCCAAGAGGUACUUUCCCAUCCCUCUGGACUCACUGGAGGAAGAGUACCGGAUACGAUCUGCAGACGACGGCAAGCUCUUCAGAGAAGAGUUCAAUUCGCUGCCGUGUUACUACCACCACGGGUCCUUUGAGGAGGCGAGCAGAGAGCACAACAGAGAAAAAAACAGAUACCCAAACAUUUUACCAUAUGAUCAUUCAAGAGUGGUGUUGAGUCAUCUCGACGGACAUCUGUGUUCCGACUACAUAAAUGCAUCUUACAUAGACGGUUAUAAAGAGAAGAACAAAUUCAUUGCAGCUCAAGGCCCGAAGCUUGAGACAGUGGCUGACUUCUGGCGGAUGAUUUGGGAGCAGAAAACAGCAACUAUAGUAAUGCUGACAAAUCUUAAAGAGAGGAAGGAGGAAAAAUGCUAUCAGUAUUGGCCAGAAAAAGGCUGCUGGAUGUAUGGGAAUGUCAGGGUGGCAAUGGAGGAUUUCACUGUGCUGGUGGACUACACCAUCAGAAAAUUCUGUGUUCAGUAUCAGGGCAGCGAUGGUCCCCGAGCUCCCCGGCUGGUCACCCAGCUCCACUUCACCGGCUGGCCGGACUUCGGGGUGCCAUUCUCACCCAUAGGCAUGCUGAAAUUCCUUAAGAAGGUCAAGGCUGUCAAUCCAUCCUAUGCCGGACCCAUUGUUGUGCACUGCAGUGCUGGGGUGGGGAGGACUGGGACGUUCAUUGUCAUUGACAGCAUGAUCGACAUGAUGCACAUGGACCAGAGGGUGGAUGUCUUUGGCUUUGUGAGCAGAAUACGAGAACAGCGCUGUCAACUCAUCCAGACAGAUAUGCAGUACUCCUUCAUCUAUCAGGCUCUGUUGGAGUACUAUCUGUAUGGAGACACAGAGCUAGAUGUAUGCUCUCUGGAGGGCCAUCUGCAGAGGCUUCACAACGCCAGGGCUCCCCACGACAGGCUGGGCCUGGAGGAGGAGUUCAGGAAGCUGACCAACGUUCGCAUAAUGAAGGAGAACAUGAGAACCGGGAACCUUCCUGCCAACAUGAAGAAGAACCGUGUGCUUCAGAUCAUUCCGUAUGAUUUCAACCGAGUAAUACUCUCAGUGAAAAGAGGACAGGAGUUCACUGACUACAUCAAUGCCUCCUUUAUUGAUGGCUACAGGCAGAAGGACUAUUUUAUCGCAACCCAGGGCCCCCUGUCUCACACAGUGGAGGACUUCUGGAGGAUGGUGUGGGAGUGGAGGUGCCAUUCAAUCGUUAUGCUCACCGAACUCAAAGAGAGGGAGCAGGAAAAGUGUUUCCAGUAUUGGCCAUCAGAGGGCAGUGUAACAUUUGGAGAUUAUGCUGUGGAGCUGACUGGCGAUACACAGUGUGAAACCUUCACUCUCAAAGACAUGGUGCUCACCUACAGACCAGAAAAGCAGUCCCAACACGUCCGACACUUCCACUUCCACGGAUGGCCUGAGAUCGGAAUACCAGCCGAGGGAAGAGGAAUGAUUGACAUUAUUGCCGCUGUGCAGAGGCAGCAGCAGCAGUCUGGAAACCGUCCCAUAAUUGUGCACUGCAGUGCUGGUGCGGGUCGGACCGGUACCUUCAUUGCCCUAAGUAACAUUCUGGAGAGAGUGAAAGCUGAAGGCCUCCUGGAUGUUUUUCAGACAGUCAAGAGUUUACGCAUGCAGAGGCCACACAUGGUUCAGACUGUGGAGCAAUACGACUUCUGCUACAGAGUGGUUCAGGAUUUUGUUGACAUUUUCUCAGACUACGCCAAUUUUAAAUAAUACCUGUCAGAUACUGUUCUGUAUACUUUGGUCUAAUUAACUUAUGCAAUUUUUUUCUGAAUGUUUUUUUCUAAACCAAGCUCUUUUUACAUUUUGCACAGAUCUAAAAAUUAUUGUAUCAUACUGUAACUUAAAUGAAAACAUCUGUGCUCCAGGAGUCUCUUUCAGUCUCUUUCAGGAAUAUUCAAUCUUCAAGUAUCGUUAUAUAAAAUAUAGAAAUUAUUAGUUUUAUGUUGCAAAAAUGCAACAUUGCUAGGGGUCAAUAAAGUGUUAAAGAGGAAAUAUUCAAUAAUUGUUAUCCAAUUACAUACUAUCGUGUGUGUGUGUG